Molecule: messenger RNA, 3696 nt
Organism: Tachyglossus aculeatus (Australian echidna)
Lineage: Eukaryota; Metazoa; Chordata; Mammalia; Monotremata; Tachyglossidae
Product: fibronectin type-III domain-containing protein 3A-like
Exons: 26
Coding region: 55-3696 (1213 amino acids)
Molecular function (GO): protein binding
Source: RefSeq, a predicted model, not a curated record
GCGGCGGCCAGGUUUGUCCGUGAGAGACCCAGUCAAUGCGUGGCCCCCUUGGACAUGAUGGCUGACCAGCCUCCUCCACUGGAGGCCACCCCCAUGCUGAGCGAAGUGCCUCUUCUCUCCGCCAUGGUCAACGGAGACAGCAUUCAGCAGGUGAUAUUGGUGCAGGUGAACCCAGGAGAGACCUUCACCAUCCGAACCGAAGAUGGGCACAUCCAGUGUAUCCAAGGACCAGCCCAUGUUCCCAUGAUGUCACCAAAUGGUUCUAUGCCUCCAAUUUUUGUUCCUCCCGGUUAUGUAUCUCAGGUGGUGGAAGAAAACGGAGUUCGGAAAGUGGUCGUCUUGCCCCAUUCGGCCGACUUCCACCCUUCGCUGCACCCCCCGCCGCCUCCUCCCCCUCCGCCUCCGCACGUGCCCCACUACAUGCACCCCCACCCCGCCUUGCUUCCCCACCCGCCUCACCCUGUGUACCCCCCAGUUCCAGGAGCCGGAGAGCUCCCGCCCCAGUUUCUCCACCAGCACCCGCCGCCCCCGCCGCCGCCCCCGUCCCAUGUUUACCAAGAGCAAGAGUCCCGGGGCCAUGGAAGGAUAAACUUUAUUCAGAGAGACGAAAGAACUGUUAAGAUGCAAGAGCAUCUGAAGAAAAGACUGAAAGAACGGCAGGCUGGCGGGCCCAGUGGAAGCCAAGUGAACAGCCCGCCAUCCUCCCCGCACAAGGGCCCCGGUCCCUGCGGAGCAAAUUCUCUAAACGGCUGCGGGAAGGACCCAUCCACCAUGGCGGGGCCAGCCAAGCACAAGCUGGCAGCCAGGACAAGGGGCGGCCCACCCACAGAGGUGGGCGUCACAGAGUUUGACAUAGACGUGCAAAAGUCGCCAGAUCUCCUAAGCAUCAGUAAACCUCUAGUCUCGGCCCUUCGGGCCCGGUCAGCUGUCCUGUCGUGGGUCCCCACAGUGAGGGUGCCCGGCGGAGAUGGCCCCACCGGACGCCUCCCGGGAGCCCUCACGUUUGAAGUGGCACUGUCCAUCAGUGGGAAGAACGGCAAAUUCAAGUCGGUUUACGUUGGAGAAGAAGUAACGGUUACCCUACCUGAUCUCCGGCCUGCAACAGACUAUCAUGUAAGGGUUUCAGCUACAUGCAGCUCUGUGAAGGAGCCUGCUUCUGAGCUGGUCAGCUUUACCACCGAGAGUUGUGAGCCAGACCCACCCGCCCCUCCCCGCCUCGUCAGCCGGACCAAAAACAGCCUCAGUUUACAGUGGAAAACCCCCAACGACAACGGUUCCAAAGUGACCGGCUUUCUUCUGGAGUGGGAUGAGGGGGUGCCCGGAACCUUCAAGGAAUGCUAUUUUGGCCACCUUAAACAACACAAACUAAGCAGACUCACUCCUUCGACCAAGUACUCAUUUCGACUCGCUGCUAAGAAUGACUUUGGACAAAGUGGGUUUGGCGAGACGGCGUUCUACUACACUGCAGGGAGCGUUCCCCCACCCCCUGCGGCCCCUCGCGUGGUGCGAGCCGGCACCACUUGCCUGUCGCUGGAGUGGAGCCGCCCCAGGGCCGUCACGGCGGACGAAUUGCUCAGCUACACGCUGGACGUGGAGGAGGAGGGCACCGGUUAUGGCUUCCAGCCCAGGCACAAUGGAGAGGAGCUGUCGUGCACUUUAAAGAACCUCCGAAGGUGCACCUUGUACAGGCUUAGGGUCUUUGCCCACAACAAUGAAGGGAAAAGCGGCCCCAGCGAGGUUACCGAGUGUACCACGUGUCCAGAGCGGCCAGGACCCCCGGGCCGGCCGACGGUCAAGGGAAAGAUCCAUGCUCACAGCGUCAAGGUCACCUGGGACCCACCCAGGGAUAACGGGGGAGCAGAAAUUUCUAAAUAUAUUCUCGAAAUUUCGGAGAGUCUGACCGGCAGCACUUGGGACACGGCAUACAGCGGCCCUUGCAGAGAACACGUGUGUGACCGUCUGAAACCCGGCACGUGGUACCGGCUGAGGGUAUCCUGCGUGAAUGUCGCCGGCCCGAGCCAGGUCUCGGACACAUCGUCCGUGCAGACGCCCGCUGUUCCCCCGGGGCCGUGCCGGCCUCCCAGCUUGGCGGGCCGAGCGAAGGCCAGAGAGAUCGGCCUGCUGUGGGCUGCCCCAUCGGAGGACGGGGGCUCGCAAGUGACUGAGUAUGUGGUGGACAUGGCGGGUGGCGAGCAGGAAGAACGCCGCCAGGUGUACCAGGGCCCCGACCUGGUCUGUACCGUGAGCAGCCUGCUGCCUGGGAGAACCUACAGCUUCUGGCUCAAAGCAGCCAACCACGCCGGGUUCGGCCCCUUCUCAGGCCCAGAGGAGAUCGCCACUGCUCCAGGACCCCCAGAACAGUGCGGCGUUCCCCUGCUCACCUGUAAAGCAGCCACCUGUGUUCUGGCCAGCUGGGAGGUCCCCACAUGCAACGGUGCCGAAAUCAGCGAUUACAAGCUGGAGUGGGGCCAGACGGAGGGUGCGAUGGCGGUUAUCUACAGCGGCCCCAGCCCGAGUUUCGAAGUGAAAGGCCUCACACCUGCGACCACUUAUCUCUGCCGGGUCCAGGCGGUGAACGUUGCUGGGGCCGGGUCAUUUGGGGAGACGGGCCUCGUGACCACACUGGCGUCGACGCCAGCCGCGGUGACAGUGCUGCGGGUCCUGGAGGACGGGCCGGUCCCGGAGGACGGGCCGGCUGAGACCCCUCGGCCGCCACCGGCCACCACCCUGGCCCUGCAGUGGGAAGAGCCCUGCUGCCACGGCGAGGAGAUCACCAGCUACAACAUUGACUACGGAGAGAAGCAGGCCGUAGCCGUGGUCGGUGGAACGAGCCACGUCCUGGACUCUCUGCAGCCGGACACGGUCUAUAGGAUCAGGGUCCAAGCCGUCAACAGCCUAGGUCCCGGACCCUUCAGCCCAACGGUCAAAGGCAAGACCCGGCCCCUGCCCCCAGCCCCUCCGCCGCUGGAAUGCGCGGUGGUCGGCUCCCAGAGCCUCAAACUCAAAUGGGGCGACGGGCCGGGUCGAGCCCUGCAUCCCAACCCCACGCAGUUCACCCUGCAGAUGGAAGACAGACUUGGCAGGUUUAUCACACUGCACAGCGGGCCCUGUCACACCUACAAGGUGCAGCGGCUGAACGAGUCCACCGCCUACCGCUUUAAGAUCCAAGCCUACAAUGAAGCCGGGGAGGGACCCUUCUCCGACAUCUACACUUUCGCCACCACCAAGUCUCCGCCGGCCAUGCUGAAAGCGCCCAGGGUCUGCCAGCUGGCCGACGGGCUGUGCGAAGUGACGUGGGAACCGGUGGCCCCCAUGAGAGGAGACCCCAUCGUUUACCUGCUGCAGCUGGUCCACGGGCGGGGCAUGGAGCAGGUGUACAAGGGACCGGAGACCUCGUUCCGCCUGUGCAACUUCCAGCCUGAUCCCGACCAUCGGGUGCGGGUAUGCGCCAGCCGCCAGUACCAGGACAGCGCUGGGCCGCAGGAGCUCUGCGGGCCAUACAGCCCGGGCACCGCCUUCCCCUGCCCAAAGCCCGCGGUGAUGGGGCCGGAGCCAGAAGCGGCGCCGGGGACCGGGGCAGGGCCGGCCUGCCAGACCAAGCUGAGCGAUGAGCAGUUCGCCCUGAUCCUGGUGGUGGGAUUCGCCGCCAUCGCGGUGCUGUUCGCCGCAGUCAUCCAGUACUUUAUAAUCAAGUAA